Pyricularia grisea is the source of this 711-nucleotide messenger RNA. RefSeq lists its product as uncharacterized. The transcript is spliced from 4 exons. Bases 1 to 711 code for a protein of 236 amino acids. NCBI's taxonomy places the organism in Eukaryota, Fungi, Ascomycota, Sordariomycetes, Magnaporthales, Pyriculariaceae. The record is from RefSeq and is a predicted model, not a curated record.
AUGCAGGAGGACUCCAUAUCCGCGGCUUGGAGCAAGAGCGCAAUCCGAUUUGAGGGCCUGGGGCGACAAACUGCGGGGUUCGGCGUCUCAUUGCGACAGUGGGGGCUUACGGGCGGACCGUCUCACACCUUCUCCACCAUGCAGGAGGCCACUUUGACGCCGCUAGGAUGCCGCUUCCCUCGGGGGAUCCAGACUUGCAAUGUUCGGAAGAUCUCCCGGCUCUUUUUAAAACGCCACAACAGCAGCUGGAAGAGUUUCAAGGUUGAAUUUGUCCCUCUUCAAAGCGGCUCUUGCUCCGACAUCAAUGUUUCUUUGCAAAAGGCGCUCCAACACGGGUCCAACACCUAUAGCACCCUGUCGACUGCCGAUCAAGACAUCAUAUAUGACGCUCUGAAACAAAGAUGUCACUCCAGCCAGCUAAGGAGGCACAGAUUCGUCAUUCUUGGUGAUAACUACCAAGGCAUCAGACUUCCUGCAGGGAUCAUGCUCCAGGACUUCUUGCCUUCCCGGCCGCGAAGCAACAGCGCUCCGAAGCGACGGGCAGUGGCUAUCGACUGUGAGAUGCCGAAGCCCAAAUGGGAGAUCAAGGAAACUUGCGCCAGGCAGGAUCGUAGCAACCAAUUUACACCCAAAACACCUGCCGAAAUCGGAAAACAUAGCAAUGCUGGUAGCAACCGUAUCACAACAGAAACACCCGCUACCAUCGCCUAA